AUACAAUUAGAAAAUCAAAGACAGCUUUACUUUCAGCUUCUGCAACCCUAUUUUCAGCUUCGCGUUUCAAAACGUUGUGAAUGGACAGGGGAGGCUGUGUUUUCUGUCCUUUUUUGGCAUCCGUACCCACCAGAGCUGGAAGAAAGGCCGGCGUUAUGAUGAACCUUUGGCUCCGCUGCAUAACCGGGCCCAAAUUACAGCGAAUUCACAGAGAACCCGACCCGAAUCGAGCGGAGCCAAACCGAACCGGACCAGGACCAGGACUGGGUGGCGUCCGGCUGGGAUGGCCUUACCAGCCCAGAGCCCUGGAGAGACACACCAGCAGCAUCCUCAACUGGGCUUCCAUUCUGUGGUCUCUCUCUUACUACACAUCUCCACUCCUCGUGUUUUACCUCUACAGAAAAGGGUACAUCUGCUUGUCUAAACUGGUCCCAAUUGGUCAGUAUACUGGAACGCUGCUCAUCCUUUUACUGGGAGUGGCCUGUCUGAGAGGAAUCGGAAGAUGGACCAACCCUGAGUACGUCCAGUUCAUCACUAUUCUGGAAGAGACCAAGAAGAACAACAGUCCAGAGAACAAGAAAAAGUUGGCUUCUUAUAACUUUGACUUCCGAAGCUGGCCUGCCGAUUUCCGUUGGGAUGAAGUCAGUAGCAGGAAGGGACAGUCUCCAGGUGGCGUGGCCUUGCUGAAGCCAGAGCCAAAACACAGAGGAGCGACAGACAGCGUUCUGAACUCUGUGGGAAAGCUGCCCUGUCAGAUUAUCAGUUACUUGAUAGCUAACUCAUUUGGGCGGAGAAUGCUGUACCCUGGAUCGGUUUGCCUCCUGCAGAAAGCCAUGAUGCCCAUGCUGAACCAGGGGCAGGCUCGCCUGGUAGAGGAGUGUGGAGGUCAGAGGGCAAAGCUGGUGGCCUGUGAUGGGAACGAUAUUGACACCAUGUUCGUAGACAAGAGGAACAGCCAGGGAGAGAGAGGAAAGAAACUGGUUAUUUGCUGUGAAGGAAACGCAGGAUUCUAUGAAGUGGGCUGUGUGAACACACCUUUGGAAGUUGGAUACUCUGUUCUGGGCUGGAACCACCCUGGCUUUGGAGGAAGCACAGGAGUGCCAUUCCCUCAAAAUGAAGCCAAUGCGAUGGAUGUCGUGGUGCAGUAUGCUAUUCACAAGCUGGGUUUCGAGAUGAAGGACAUUGUCAUCUAUGCCUGGUCUAUUGGUGGUUUCACAGCCACCUGGGCUGCCAUGUCCUACCCAGAAGUCAGUGCUCUGGUCCUGGACGCCUCAUUUGACGACUUGCUGCCUCUUGCCCUCAAAGUAAUGCCUGAAAGCUGGAGGCCCCUUGUAACAAGAACUGUGCGCCACUACAUGAACCUCAACAACGCUGAGCAGCUUUGCAAGUACCAGGGUCCUGUACUUCUCAUAAGACGAACCAAGGAUGAAAUUAUUACAACUACAGGUCCGGAGGACAUCAUGUCCAACAGAGGGAACUACUUGCUCUUGCGCCUCCUACAGUUCAGGUACCCCAAGGUAAUGACUGAAGAGGGGGUCCGUGCUGUCAGAGAAUGGCUGGGUGCAAGCAGCGCUAUUGAAGAAGCCUCAGUGUACAGUCGCUAUGAGGUGGAUGAUGACUGGUGCACCUCCGUAUUACAAUCCUACCAGACAGACCAGACCACAGAAUUUCCCUGGACCGUCGGCGAGGACAUGACUUUAGAAGGAAGGAGACAGCUGGCUUUGUUCCUGGCACGAAAGUACAUGAGGAAUUUUGAUGCCAGCCACUGUACCCCCCUCCCUCCCUACGAGUUCCAGUCGCCAUGGAGAUUGUAGCCGCGCACCAGUGAGGAAACCGUUUGCGGGCGAUUUCUACUUGAAGCACCCAGGAUGCGCUUUCUAUACGCGAGCGAGCCCAUAGUCUGUAACAAAAUAAUUGAGGUCGUUUUAGCAACAGCCUGGUUUACCAGUAAGGGAUCUACUUAAAGUAGCUCCGAAUUACAUUUUAAUUGCUUUGUCAUAUUUCCUUUUUGUAUUGUUUUGUGUGUGCAACAAUUCUGGGUUGUAUUGUUCUUACACUGUUAGAUUAUAAUUGUUUUCUGUCAAUCUGCCUUUACCUGGCUGUGAGCUUGUCUGGAGAAUCCUAGGUGCCGGGAUGAAUCUUCGUUCUAUUCAAAUCCUUUGACCAUGUAACCUUUGAUCUGCUUUUUUUUUUCGUUGAAUUUAAUUUUAAAGUAAUCGCUCUUCUCUAUGCAAUGUGUUUAAUCAUUACCCGGAAGCAAACUAAACAGGCUGCCAGGUUCCUAAAUGCAGGGUAACAGGUAGUGCGUCAAUAAGGCAAACGCUUGCUCUAUUUAUUUUUAAGUAAUAUAUAUAUAUAUAUGUUUUAAUAUUUACACUGUUGUUUCAGAAAUGGGAAUUUCACAGGCAAAUACAUAUUCCAUGACAAUGGGUAAAGCUGAUGGAAAGAGUGAAAUCUGUUGUAACUGUGAAAAAAAAAAAAACACAGCCUUCCACAUAACCACUCCACAUGACUGCAAACACCAUGCAAUAGUAAUAAUAAGACAGAAACUACACUAGCAGUUUAAUUAGGGAUGGGAGAAGAUUGGGAUAUCCUGAUCUCUCUCUCUCUCUCUCUCUGGCCAAUUCUUUCUCUCACUAAACAAAUCACAAUUGAGGCAUAUUAUUCUUUACUGUAAAUACUUUUUGAUUUUAUUUGUUUUUCUUCAGUAUGUUGUGUUAAAACACAUUCUGUUUCUGUGUUUUUUGGUUCUAUACCCAAUCACGAGGAUAAAUUCAGUGGGGCUUUGAAGUGUACAUGAUCUUUCUCCAUCUGUUCUUGAAAUAUUUGUGAUGCUGCCAUGCCAAGAACGAUGAGACGGUGCCUUGCAGUGAUCAAGACCUAGAGAUGUCCUAAUUCACUAGCCUCUCCUGUCUGGGUUUCAGGGAUGGGCGGCGCAGUGUGAGCUAAUUUGCCAGCCUCUCGUUUCUGUGGAGUCCUUGGCUGGAAUCUGCUCAGGUCAGGAGUGAAAUUAGGUUGCGAGUUGCAACGUGGCCCCCAGAAAGAGAGUGGGUAUCACAAAACAUCUUCAGACAGUUGGCAUCAUCAUAACUGUGCACAAGGCCCAUGGGGCUUAUAAUAAGAAGGUCCAGGCGUGAAAAAAUCUAUCCUCUGGAGGUUUUACUACUGCUUGUUAAUAAACAUUUUUAAUCAAAAUCCGAAAAAUGUAUCGCUUUCCACAUUGAUGGAAACAUAAGAUUGAACCUCUACAGAGAUUAUGAAAUGUGUCAGCUAGGAAUUAAUACUGAAUGUAAAACUUUGAAAAGAUGGAAAAGGCUUUUAGGGUUUUUGAAUACCCACUGUACACUUAUAUACAAGUCAAAAUAAUGUAAUUGGUUUAGGGACAAUAUUUAGUAAUUCUAAGUUGAAAUAUUAUGGUGAAUCCCUGUACAGUACUGAUAUGCAUAUACAGGGUGAGUCAUAGUUCAUGCAUCAUUCUUAAAGAAUUUGCUGCCACAGGAAAAUUAAAAAAUACAUAUCCACAAAGGUUUCCGUAGAGAUAGUAAAUCUAGAAAUGUGUGAAAUACUGUGAAACAACCUGUGCUAUUUUCAGGCUCAGAUCCGUUUACCCAGCAAUACAUUCAAGUUUAAAAGACACACUCCUUUCUCUUAGAUAGUAUAGGAAACUAUGAGAACUUAUUUUAAACAGAGGAGCAGCAGAAAUAACAAGGGCUAGAAGAUGAAAAUCCUGACAGCAAAUACAUACAUAUAUAUAUAUAUAUAUAUAUAUAUAUAUAUAUAUAUAUAUAUAUAUAUAUAUAUAUAUAUAUUACUGUGAGCCUAGACAACGUACUGAAGACUGAAGUUUUUAAAGAUGAAACAACUGCUAUAGUAAAUAUUACAAUUUUGGCGCUUGCAGAAAAGAUUCCCAUCUUCUAGAUCCUUGUCUUUUUAAAGAAUGAAAUAGACCAUUUUUUGCACAAUUGACUGUUAAGCCAUUUAAAAUUGAUAAGUGGGGAACCUGUGCCUGUCUAGUUGCUAUUCAUAUUCACUAGAUCAAUGAGUGGGAACAUACAGAGAAGUGCAGGGAUUGCUCCAAGCCAGACUGUUGAAAAGUCUGUGGUUGUGUUAUAAUAAUUAAUAAUUAUUUUGUCUGCAGACAAACAAUGGCACAAUGCUGUUUUUUUUCUUCUUACAUCUUGUUUGGUAAUGCUGUAAAACAAUAAACAAGAAAAUAUA
Messenger RNA from Acipenser ruthenus (sterlet), 4218 nucleotides. Its product is annotated as phosphatidylserine lipase ABHD16A. Gene Ontology annotation, cellular component: endomembrane system. Bases 81 to 1814 code for a protein of 577 amino acids. The transcript has 20 exons. Gene Ontology annotation, molecular function: glycerophospholipase activity; monoacylglycerol lipase activity. The record is from RefSeq and is a predicted model, not a curated record. NCBI's taxonomy places the organism in Eukaryota, Metazoa, Chordata, Actinopteri, Acipenseriformes, Acipenseridae. Gene Ontology annotation, biological process: phosphatidylserine catabolic process; monoacylglycerol catabolic process.